Racocetra fulgida is the source of this 1113-nucleotide messenger RNA. Lineage: Eukaryota; Fungi; Glomeromycota; Glomeromycetes; Diversisporales; Gigasporaceae. The record is from the annotation of a GenBank genome assembly.
AUGAUUUCUCGCAGAACUCUGUUAGUUUCGGAAACUGGAGAAGUUAAAAAUCAUGAGCAUAAAUAUCCGUAUCGACUCAAUUUUUAUAACACUCCACCUAUAGAAGAAAUUACUACCGAAGAAUUUGAAACAUUCGCUUUAGAUAGAUUACAAGCCAUUGAAGGUGCCGUUUUACGGAGUAAAACUGAAAGACAGAUCGCGGAACAUAUAAGCGACGUGUCAAAUCAAUAUCUUCCAUUGCAUUCAACCGAUGGAAGCAAGCUCUACCCAUUAGACCAAGAACGACGCAAAGACCAUAUAUCCCAUUUUAUUUUGAGACUGGCUUACUGCAGAACAAUUCGGUUUAUUGAAGAAUACAAAGAGGAGAGACAAGCCUUUUUGAACAAUGAGAAACUAAAUUGGAAAGAUAUAACUCAAGAUGAAAAAGAAUCAAUGAAAAAUGAAUUAUCACACGCAAGUCCUCACAUCAGGCUCGACCAAGAAACAUUUUUUAUUGUGGACUUCGAACAAGUUCCAGAUCUUGUCUCACGGCGUGCCGUAUACAUAAGAGCUGGGAAGGCUUACGUUCCGUUAUCUGAACAAGUUACCCUUGUUGUAGGAGAGUAUCGUAAAAAGCUUUCUGCCGCUCUGGACCAAUAUUUUGGUAAAACUUAUUUAAAUAAUAAUAAUAACCUUACUGAUAAGGCAACAGCUGAUAAUGUUGACCAGGGAAUUGGCCUUACUGUUGAAGAGGCACUUAUUUUUUGGAGAAAAUCAUUCUCAACCAUUACUGAUGAUAAAUUUCAGAAAGAAUAUGCGUACAAUAUAAGGCACAAUUUCGGAAUGGAGGGGAAACAUCAACAUGGAUGUCCAUUUAAACAUUUUUCUGAAGACAACUUGAAAGUUCUUUUGGCUCAAACUGGUGUAAGAAAGGACGAAUAUUUGAGAGAAAUUCUUGAACUUGUCAGAGGCAAACAUUAUCAAAUCGCUUGUACUAAAUAUUUUGAAAUUACAAAAUAUUUGGAUGAAUCGAGUAGUAGAGAUAAUGGUGAUAGGCAUUUAAUUGAAACAAUCGCACAUCCAAAUAAUUACUUUGAACAGAGUAUUAAACUUUCCAAGGCUAAACAGCAAUAA